AUGGUAGCUCCACUCCUUAGGGCAGCCUAUGCUGGUCUGACUGCAGUACUUGCAUACAUUGUUAGCCUGCUGUCUCGCCUGGCACCAUCCUCCAAGGACGAUGUCUAUCGCGCUCUCGAUCAUCGAGCCCUCAAUCUGCCUCUGAGCAGCGAUGCGGGUGAAGACGGGGUCCCUGAGACCGAGUGGAUGAACAUGGGCUGGUGGACUUCGGUAGAUGAAGGCGAGAUAGUGCGAGACAAGCCUUUUCCCCAAGCCUGCGAAGAUCUUGCUCGACGUUUCUACAGCAGUGCCGGACUGCAGCCUUCAGCAUCUCCGUCGAAUGGCCCAGUGGUACUGGACGUGGGCCACGGUUACGGCGAGUCUCUCCUUUUCCUCUCACGCAGCUACACGCCCUCUCAACUCGACGGUAUCACCUACUCCCCCCUCGAGGCCUCGCGAGCUCGCCAACGCCUCGCCGAGGCCAAGACGGGCGUGCCCAUAACAGUGAUGGAAGGAGAUGCCACUGCAGUCCUCUCCAGAACGAGUACAAAGUACGAUUACAUCUUUGCCCUCGACUGUGCCUAUCACUUUCCCUCCAUGCAGGCCUUCUUACAAGCUGCGCAAGACAGACUCAAGCCCGGCGGAACGCUGGCCCUAUUUGACCUCUUUAUGGACGAGGCUUACCCUUCCAGCAAGCCAGCAGCAUGGUUCAAGACAGACUUCCGAGUGGAUCCGCCACCGCAGUUGCGCUCUCGAUUCUCGCACUACAUCAAUCAAGCACUCAUAUUCUGCCUCUCCAAAUCCUCACCUCCUGUAACGCUCCAUCCCUUUCCAGGAUACCACAGCCUGCUCCGUCGCGUCUUUGGUUCUUCAGCCAUCAUCGAGAUCGAGGAUGUCACCUCAAACGUCUUUCCAGGCUUCUCGACGUAUCUGGCACGCUUUGGCGCGAGUCAGAAUGGUGAUCGAGGGAUGCGCUUCGGGAUGAGGUUAUUCAGUAAGCUUCUGGCAAGAUGGGCGAAGGGUGGGGAUGGUGGUCUGGUGAGAUGUGGGAUUGUUGUGAUCAAGAAGGCUGCACGUGCGGAUGAGGGCAACGCCUUAGAAAACGGCGAAUAG
Molecule: messenger RNA, 1092 nt
Organism: Microstroma glucosiphilum
Lineage: Eukaryota; Fungi; Basidiomycota; Exobasidiomycetes; Microstromatales; Microstromataceae
Product: S-adenosyl-L-methionine-dependent methyltransferase
Exons: 2
Coding region: 1-1092 (363 amino acids)
Source: RefSeq, a predicted model, not a curated record